Messenger RNA from Alnus glutinosa, 1866 nucleotides. RefSeq names its product ankyrin repeat-containing protein At2g01680. The transcript has 3 exons. Gene Ontology annotation, molecular function: protein phosphatase regulator activity; protein phosphatase 1 binding. NCBI's taxonomy places the organism in Eukaryota, Viridiplantae, Streptophyta, Magnoliopsida, Fagales, Betulaceae. Gene Ontology annotation, cellular component: plasma membrane. The record is from RefSeq and is a predicted model, not a curated record. Bases 114 to 1709 code for a protein of 531 amino acids.
UCUUUUUCCAUUGAAUGAAAGGUGAUAAGCCUGAAAGCUGUCCAUUUUCCUUCGUAUUUUCUCUUCUUUUUCUUCAUUCCCAUCCAUGAAAAGUUAGAAACUUGGGGAGUAUCAUGGACUCUCACUCUCUGCGCUUCAUCACCCACCACUCCUUCUUCUCUGCCCUUCGAUCCGGCAACCUCGACUCCGUCAAACGCCUCUUGGAUGAGCUGAUCGGAGACGGCCCCUCAGAUGGCUCCGCGGUCUCCGAUCUUAUGGCUUUGCAGAACGACGCAGGGGAGACCGCCCUCUACGUCGCCGCUGAGAAUAAUCUGCUGGACCUUUUCAGAUUCUUGGUCAGUUUCGCUGAUAUUCAGACUCUAAUGAUCAGGUCCAAGUCUGAUAUGGACGCUUUUCACGUCGCCGCUAAGCAGGGCCACUUGGGGAUUGUGAAGGAACUUUUGAGCAUUUGGCCUAAGCUUUGUAAGUCGUGUGACUCCUCAAACACUUGCCCCCUCUAUUCAGCUGCUGUUAAGGACCAUUUGGAUGUGGUAAAUGCCAUCUUGGAUGCCGAUGCCAGCUCAAUUAGGAUAGUAAGGAAAAAUGGGAAGACUGCAUUGCACACUGCUGCUAGGUAUGGCUACCUUCGUAUCGUUAAAGCACUUAUAGAGCACGAUUCAGAAAUAGUCAGCAUCAAAGAUAAGAAGGGCCAAACAGCACUCCAUAUGUCUGUAAAAGGUCAGUGUCCUUUGGUUGUCGAGGAGAUAUUGUCUGCCAAUUGCUCUAUACUUAAUGAACGUGACAAGAAGGGCAAUACAGCUUUGCACAUUGCCACAAGGAAAGGUCGUUCAGAGAUAGUAGGCCUUUUGCUGAGCUAUACAUCUGUUCAUGUCAACACAAUUAACAAUCAGCAGGAGACCGCUAUGGAUUUGGCCGAGAAACUGAUAUAUGGAGAAUCAGCAUUGGAAAUUAAGGAAUUUCUAGCAGAAGCUGGUGCCAAGCAUGCUAGGAAUGUUGGCCAAGUGGAUGAAGCAAUGGAACUCAAAAGGACUGUGAGUGAUAUAAAGCAUGAGGUGCACUCGCAACUCAAAGAAAAUGAACAAACCCGCCGCCGAGUUUCUGGUAUUGCCAAGGAGUUAAAGAAACUUCACAGAGAAGCUGUUCAAAACACCACCAAUUCUAUCACAGUUGUUGCUGUUCUCUUUGCCUCGAUUGCUUUCUUGGCUAUAUUCAACUUGCCCGGCCAAUACUUUAAGGAUGGACCAGAUGUAGGGAAGGCUAACAUAGCUGACAAUGUUGCUUUCAGAGUGUUCUGCCUUUUAAAUGCUACAUCUCUCUUCAUUUCUCUAGCCGUUGUUGUGGUUCAAAUCACUUUGGUGGCCUGGGACACUAGGGCUCAGAAGCAGGUUGUGUCAGUUGUUAACAAGCUAAUGUGGGCUGCCUGUGCCUGCACUUGUGGGGCUUUUCUAUCAAUAGCUUUUGUGGUUGUUGGAAAGCGGUCAUGGAUGGCUAUUACUAUAACCCUUAUGGGAGCACCGAUUCUUGUGGGGACUCUUGCAAGCAUGUGCUACUUUGUUUUCCGACAACGCUUUGGGAAUUUCCGAAGCGACUCCCAGAGACGCAUCAAAAGGGCGAGUGGGAGCAAGUCUUUCUCAUGGUCUGUGUACUCUGCAAAUAUAUCAGAUCCUGAUGACCAUAACUCCGACUUUGAGAAAAUCUAUGCUCUUUAGACAUUGUUUUUUGAACGGUGAGUUAUCUGCGCGAGCUCUUCAACCACUGAAUGCUGAAUGUUUCUUGUUUCGACAAACAAGAAAUUAUGUAUAUUCACAAACAUUGAAGUAUAUUAUGUUAGUUCAGUCCAUGUGUGAAUUUAAUAUGUUUCCAGCA